AGUGGGCUGACAGGGACACACACAGGAGCAGGCUGGAGAGGAAGCACGACUCUCUUAUCGCGUCACUCUGGGCUCAGGCGUGAGGCAGGAAACAGCCUUUCCUCUUGGAUUGUCGCCGUCGGAACAAACCCACAUUUUUGUCUUUGCUCAAUGCGACCCUCGGCACAGAAGACGCGGAAGCCGGUCAGAAGGAAAAAUGCCUCCUUCGAUGCAGAUAGCGGUGCUGCUCCUCGGCGUCUUCGCUUUGGAGACGCGCCGGAGCGCCAGCGCGCUGCGCAUCCAACAGGCGUUCCCCACUCCGAACCUCACCAAUAACUUCGUGGUGGACCCGCUGAGCGGAACAAUCUACCUGGCCACCGUCAAUUCCAUCUACCAGCUGAACGGCACCUUGAGCCUGGAGGCGGAGAAGCGGACGGGACCGGUGGAGGACAACCUGUUGUGCCAUGCGCCUCAGCUGCCUCAGGCUCCGUGUGAGCACCCCAAAUCCCUCACGGACAACCAUAACAAGCUGCUUAAGCUGGACCGGGAUCAAGGGGUGUUGGUGGUGUGCGGCUCGGUGUACCAGGGCUUCUGUGAGCUCAGAAAGAUGGGCAACAUCUCAGAAAUCGCCGUGGAGUUCCCACCCCAGGGCGAGAAGACCGUCUUCCCGAGCAUGCUGAACAUCGCUGCCAACCACCCGAACGCCUCCACUGUGGGACUCAUCUUUAAGAGCCACGGGGGGAGCACCAGGCUCCUGGUCGGGGCCACUUACACAGGGGCUGGGACCCAGUUUUUCCCCAAGAACCACAGCAAGGAGGACCUGCGCUUUGAGAACACGCCAGAGAUCGCGAUCCGCUCCUUAAACAUCAAGGAUCUUUCCAGACUUUUCACCUAUGACAUCAACCCUUCAGAGGACAAUGUGUUUAAGAUCAAGCAAGAAGUUAAAAGUAAAAACAAACUCAACUUUGUCCACGCUUUUAUUCAGAAGACCUACUCCUACAUCGCCUUUAAUAAUGAUGCCAAAAUGGGCCACAAGGAGAGUCAGCCCAACAGCAUUCUGGCCAGAAUAUGCCUGGACACUGAGAACCCUCGGAAGUCCACAGGACCGGAGAGCAAGAAGCUGACGGAGUCCUACAUCCAGAUGCCCUUGCAGUGUGGAUUUAACGGGGACAUUUACAACCGGCUUCUGUCUUUAUACCCGGCUGAGAUCCACACGCAGGACAGGAUGGGAGCGGAGCCCUAUCUGUUUGGAGUCUUCUCCAAGGCGGACAGGAAGUCUGCCCUGUGCGCUUUCAAGUUCCGAGACAUCGAGGAGGAGAUCCGACAAGGCCGGAGAAACUGCUCCAACUCGCCCAGCAGCGACGUGCAAGUGCUGGACAGCGUCAUCCAGGGCUCCGGGGCUGCGUGUAUUCAGAAGGGAAACCUGGUGCUGCAGCCGGAGCAGCUGGACUGUGGCGCGGCCCACCUGCAGCACCCGCUCGCCCUACGGAGGCCCCUGAGGGCCCUUCCCUUGUUUGAGGCCACCGGCCUGAGUUCAGUGUCAGUGGACAAUGUACUGAACCACACGGUGGUUAUUCUUGGAACCAGCAAUGGAAAGCUACGAAAGCUGACCCUCCUGGCCAACAUGACCCUGGCCAAUCAGUGGACAAUGAGGCUACCAGGCAGCGAACCGGUUCAUCACAUCAUGACCUUUGACCCCAGUGACCGGAAUUUUCUUUACCUCAUGACAUCCCACCAUAUGCUGAGGGUGAAGGUCGCUGAAUGUGGCCAGUGGCGGAGCUGCGGCGACUGUUUGGGAGCCGGUGACGCCCACUGUGGAUGGUGCACUUUGGAGAAUCGAUGCACCAUCCAGAAGGAGUGUCCUCAGGCAUCUUCGGCACGCUCCUGGAUAAGCAUGGGGGACGGCCCCCAGCAGUGUCCGUCCAUGAUGGUGGCCCCUCCAGAGAUCAGCAUUUCAGCGGAUAUCAAGGUUGUCGGGAUCCUCAUCAACGGCAGCGUCCCCGAUUUGGAGGGCUCAGUUGUCCAGUGUGAAUACGGUCCUGGGGUUUCCACAACUGCUACAGUGCACCUGGACUCCGGGCCCGCUCAGAUCCAGACCUGCCCGCUGCUCCCUCGAGAGAGCUACCGACCGAUCCCCCCAGGCACAGACCAUCUGACUGUUUCUGUGGCUAUAAAAGUCAACGGCACAACUGUGGUAUCUGGGAGCUUCAUCAUCUACGACUGCGAGAGGACGGGAACCAUACACCCCAAGACUUCAUGUCAGAGCUGCUUGAGCACCAGGUGGAAGUGCUACUGGGACCAGGAGAACCAUCUCUGCGUCUCCACAAAAGACGAGUCGAAGCCCAACAUUCUGGAGAACGCAGCUUCCUGCCCCAGCGUGGUGGCCACAGACGUUCCUCCUUCGCCGUCAGGAAUGGCCCAAGACUUCAUCUUGUCCCUCAGCAACUUCCAGGAGGGAGCUAAACUGGAGUGCGACUUUGGGACGGAGCAGCGAUACGCCGCCACAUGGCUGAACGGCUCCACAGUCAAGUGCAGCGGAGUGACACUUUCCACCAGUCAGAUGAGCCAGAUUUAUCACCUCAACUUGAGAAGACUUGGGGACUUUGGUGAUCGCCGUAACGUUUUCGUCGACAGCCCGCAGCCAAUAGAAGUGGAGGUGUACAACUGCGGCGUGGGGAGCACGGACUGCUCACAGUGCUGGGGACGGGAAGACAGAGGACACCUUUGUGGGUGGUGUGAUAACAGCUGUAGGCUGAGGGACGACUGCCAGCUCAUUAAGGAUCAAUGUCCAGCUCCAGAGAUCCACAAGAUCUUCCCCCUGAGGGGUCCGGUGGAAGGCGGCACCCAUCUGACAGUGCAGGGCAGGAACCUGGGCCGCAGAGCAGAAGCUGUAAAAGUCUCCAUUGGAGACGCACCGUGUACCAUCCUGCCUGAAAUGUACACCGUCUCCGUCGAACUGGUGUGUGUCACGGCGAAGGUCCCACAUGACCAGACGGACAUCGUCCAAGUGGAGGUGGAGCAGAGUGGGACCGGCUCCUCGAAGGAAAGCUUCUCAUAUCUGGUACCGAAGCUGCUGUCCCUGGAGCCCAGCAAGGGUUCUCAUGCUGGAGGAACAAGAGUCACUAUCACCGGAGAACACCUGAGUAUCGGUUCUCAGGUCAGCGUUUCGGUCAACCGAUCGCUGGAAUGCGUCAUCACCCAGCAUAGCGAUGAAGCCAUCGAGUGCAUGAUGCCUCCGGCGAUGCACACCAACAUCGAGUCAGUGCCAGUUUGCGUGGAGUUUGAAAGCCUCCCCUGCCAGAGUGACGACCUCAGCACCACUUAUGUUUACGAGAAGAAUCCCACCAUCAGCCGCAUCCACCCACAAAAAAGUUACCUCAGUGGCGGGAGGACCAUCACGGUGGAGGGUCAGGGCUUUGACCUGGUCCAGAGUGUCACCAUGCAAGUGCUGGAAAUCGAUAAGAUGCAGCCCUGCUCAGUGCUCUCGCCCUCCACCAUCACCUGUCUGUCACUGCCAUCGACCCAGUCCCAGCCCACCACUGUGCAGUUCUUCCUGAACGGGCUCCUCUACACCGGAGACUCCCCGGCCUCAGCUGAUGAUGAGCUGGACGAUGAGGAAGAGGAGACUCAGAAGGAUCACUUCCAGUUGGAAUACGUGGAGGAUCCUCAGUUCUUCACUGCCAAUAAGGAGAAGAUGAUCAAACAUCACCCUGGGGAGCAGCUGACCCUCAUCAUCAAUAAAGGACCAAACGGUCUGGAACUGACCCCGGAUGAAUACACCGUGAUGAUCGGCUCGCAUCCAUGCAACAUCAGCUUCCACAACGAUCAGUUAUUCCACUGCACCAUUAGCGGCCUGCUCAGCUCUAGUGAUGGAGAAAUGCCUGUCACCGUCCAAGUGGGGAAUUUCCGUCACACCAUCGCCAAAGUGCAUCUCGGUGGCAGCGAGCUGGCCAUUGUGGUGUCCAUUGUGGUGUGCUGUGUCCUCCUGCUGCUGUGCACUGUGGCACUUGUCGUUUACUGCACAAAGAGUCGAAGGGCGGAACGUUAUUGGCAGAAAACUCUGGUCCAAAUGGAGGAGAUGGAGUCGCAGAUCCGGGAGGAAAUCCGCAAAGGCUUUGCUGAGCUGCAGACAGACAUGACAGAUCUGACGAAGGAGCUGAAUCGCAGCCAGGGCAUCCCCUUUUUAGAGUAUAAACAGUUUGUCACGCGCACAUUCUUCCCCAAGAUGUGCUCCGAUUACGAGCGCAGUCUCGUCCAGCCGGUCUACGAGAACGACGCGCUGGGUCCUCGGGCUCUGCCGGAGACCCAUCCUCUGCUGCAGGACUGGCAGGCCAACAACACCACCAGACCUAACGUGGAGGAGGGCAUCACCCUGUUCUCCACACUGCUCAAUAACAAGCACUUCCUCGUCACGUUUGUUCACGCCAUGGAGCAGCAGAAAGACUUCGCCGUGCGAGACAGAUGCAGCCUGGCGUCUCUGCUCACCAUCGCCCUCCAUGGUAAACUUGAGUACUACACCAGCAUCAUGAAGGAUCUCCUGGUGGACCUGAUUGACGCGUCGGCCUCCAAAAACCCCAAGCUGAUGCUGCGUCGCACCGAGUCCGUGGUGGAGAAGAUGCUCACGAACUGGAUGUCCAUCUGCAUGUACAGCUACCUCAAGGAAACAGUGGGCGAGCCCUUCUUCCUGCUGCUGUGUGCGAUCAAGCAGCAGAUCAACAAGGGCUCCAUCGACGCCAUCACAGGGAAGGCCCGCUACACUCUCAAUGAGGAGUGGCUCCUCAGAGAGAACGUGGAGGCAAAGCCACAGAACAUCAACGUGUCCUUCCAGGGCUGCGGCAUGGACUCGCUAUCCGUCAGGGUUAUGAACACAGACACCAUCUGCCAGGUGAAGGAGAAGAUCAUCGAGGCCUUUUAUAAAAACUUGCCCUUCUCCCAGUGGCCCAGAGCAGAGGAUGUAGACCUUGAGUGGUUCGACUCGGGCAGCAACAGCAGGCUCCUGCAGGAUCUGGACAACUCCUCCUUGAUGGAAGACGGACGCAAGAAGCUCAACACGGUCUUUCAUUACCAGAUCCCGGAGGGGGCAUCGCUGGCCAUGAGCAUGCAAGACAAGAAAGAGAACACCCUGGGGAGAGUUAAAGAUCUGGAUACAGAAAAGUAUGUGCAUUUGGUAUUGCCUCAUGAUGAGCUCAUGGAGACCAAGAAGUCGCACAGACAGAGCCACCGCAAGAAAGUCCUGCCAGAAAUCUACCUGACACGCCUGCUGUCGACCAAGGGAACUCUUCAGAAGUUCUUGGAUGACCUCUUCCAGGCCAUCCUCAGCAUCCCCCCUGACCGCCCCCCGCUGGCUGUCAAAUACUUCUUUGACUUUCUGGAGGAGCAGGCUGACAAACGUGGCAUCACGGACCCGGAUACGCUGCACAUCUGGAAAACCAACAGUUUACCUCUGCGAUUCUGGGUGAACAUCUUGAAGAAUCCUCAGUUCGUCUUCGACAUUGACAAGACGGAUCACAUGGACGCCUGCCUGUCCGUCAUCGCUCAGGCUUUCAUCGACGCCUGCUCCAUCUCUGACCUGCAGCUCGGCAAGGACUCUCCCACCAACAAGCUGCUGUACGCCAAGGAGAUCCCCGAGUACAAGAAGAGGGUGCAGUGCUACUACAAGCAGAUCCAGGAGAUGUCGCCCCUGAGCGAGCAGGAGAUGAACGCUCACCUGGCCGAGGAGUCACGGAAGUACAGAAAUGAAUUCAACACCAACCUGGCCUUGACUGAAAUCUACAAAUAUGCCAAGAGAUACAGAAACCAGGUGGUCAAUGCUCUGGAGAACAACCCCACCGCACGGCGCACUCAGCUGCACCACAAGUUCGAGCAGGUCAUCGCUCUGGUGGAAGACGACAUCUACCAGUGCAGCAGCGAGGCCUGAGCGCCGUCUGCUUUCUUUCACCUGUCUUCAGAGGACCCCGCCCCAUCUCCUCUGGAGCCCCCUCCACUCCAAAAGGGAAGGAGAUUUCCUGGACCUGCAGCCCUGGUGGCCGUCGAUUCGCACUGAAGCCUUUACAGAAACGGGCCGAGCCAACGAUGCACUGAACUGUAAUAUAAUGUCCAUAGCAAUAUUUAUAGAUGUGAUAUAACGGGGGGGCCGCGACAGGCGGCUGCUGAGAACCCGCAGGCGUGUCUGCUGCCAUUAAAGUGACUCACCACCAUCGGUGCUUUGAACCUUCCGUCCCAACGUGCUCCACAAGUGGCUCCUUGAAGAAGAGCCCGUCGGUCCAAACAAGAGGGAAAGUUGCUGAGUUACAAUGUGAUCUCACUAUAAUCUAGUGUCUGACAUGACUGUACCUGUGAUGCCAAAUGACGUGUCAGAGUUUGUGAAAUAAAUGACAGUAUUUAGAAUUUUAACAA
Synchiropus splendidus (mandarinfish) is the source of this 6375-nucleotide messenger RNA. RefSeq names its product plexin D1 (gene plxnd1). The coding region runs from base 197 to 5896 and encodes 1899 amino acids. NCBI's taxonomy places the organism in Eukaryota, Metazoa, Chordata, Actinopteri, Syngnathiformes, Callionymidae. The record is from RefSeq and is a predicted model, not a curated record. Gene Ontology annotation, molecular function: protein binding; semaphorin receptor activity. The transcript has 36 exons. Gene Ontology annotation, cellular component: semaphorin receptor complex. Gene Ontology annotation, biological process: semaphorin-plexin signaling pathway involved in axon guidance; regulation of cell migration; positive regulation of axonogenesis.